Messenger RNA from Arabidopsis lyrata subsp. lyrata, 905 nucleotides. Its product is annotated as ras-related protein RABG3e. Bases 112 to 732 code for a protein of 206 amino acids. Lineage: Eukaryota; Viridiplantae; Streptophyta; Magnoliopsida; Brassicales; Brassicaceae. Gene Ontology annotation, molecular function: GTPase activity; GTP binding. The record is from RefSeq and is a predicted model, not a curated record. Gene Ontology annotation, cellular component: vacuolar membrane. The transcript is spliced from 7 exons.
GGCAUACACUGCUGUGUAUGCUCUAAGGCUUCAAGAGAAGAAAGAAAAAGCGUCUUCUCCAAAAACCCAGAAAAUCGCAGAGAGCUUCUCUUUGUCUUUGUACAGAUCUCGAUGCCUUCUCGUAGAAGAACUCUCCUCAAAGUCAUCAUCCUCGGCGAUAGCGGGGUUGGGAAGACUUCUUUGAUGAAUCAAUAUGUGAAUAAGAAGUUCAGCAACCAGUAUAAGGCAACCAUUGGGGCUGAUUUCUUGACUAAGGAAGUGCAAUUUGAAGACCGGCUUUUCACUUUACAGAUCUGGGACACAGCUGGUCAGGAAAGGUUUCAGAGUCUUGGUGUGGCAUUUUAUCGUGGUGCUGAUUGCUGUGUUCUUGUAUAUGAUGUCAACUCCGCCAAAUCAUUCGAGGAUCUCAACAACUGGAGGGAAGAGUUUCUGAUCCAGGCAAGUCCUUCGGAUCCAGAGAACUUUCCCUUUGUUGUUAUCGGUAAUAAGAUCGAUGUAGAUGGUGGAAACAGCCGGGUGGUUUCAGAGAAGAAGGCUCGAGCUUGGUGUGCUUCGAAAGGAAACAUUCCAUACUAUGAAACCUCAGCUAAAGAAGGCACCAAUGUGGAAGACGCGUUCCUGUGCAUAACUAAGAACGCAAUGAAGAGUGGAGAAGAGGAAGAAAUGUACCUACCAGACACGAUCGAUGUUGGAACCAGCAAUCCACAGAGGUCAACAGGAUGUGAAUGCUGAAACUAUUCAAAAUACAUCUGCUCUCUCAUCAGUAAUCUCACUCUUGAGGUUUUUACCAUUUUACCAUAUUGUAAAUCUGUUGUUCUGUGGUACAUUAAUAUUUUUAAAAAAAAUUAGAACCCUAAUAAAUAAAUAAAAAGCCGAAUUGGGUUGGUCGGUGUUUAUGGAUCUCU